AUGUAUCUUUCAAUAGUCGCACUUAUUUUUUCCUUGACCAUAUCAGUUUCAGCAUCCCCCAACAAUACCAUUGCUUAUGUAACCGAGAUCGUCACGGCCUUUACCACCAUAUGUCCGAAUGCUACUAUGAUAGAGUUUGACUCUGUAACGUAUACAGCCACUGAAUCAACUACACUUACCAUCACAAAUUGCCCUUGCACAAUCGUCAAGCCUGUUUAUGUCAUUAGUUCUGUGAUAGGUUCGGCUUGUAAUGCUCCUGCCUUUGUAAAUGCAACGCAAAAUGCCUCUCCACCUAAGAGGCCCUUGGCAACUGCCUCGGCGCCAGUACCAACGACAAUACCAACCUCAACCUCUCCAAAUACUCCCAUAAUUACAUCUGGCGCCAAUAAAGAUUAUACAAUUUCUGGAUUAUCUCUGAUAACUCUAACUGGGCUCUAUGUACACUUUUUUGGACACCUCAUGUGA
Molecule: messenger RNA, 465 nt
Organism: Blumeria graminis f. sp. triticale
Lineage: Eukaryota; Fungi; Ascomycota; Leotiomycetes; Helotiales; Erysiphaceae
Source: the annotation of a GenBank genome assembly